UGUGGCGGAUAAAAGAACGGGCGCCACUGGCCGCCAAAUCGGGGAAAAACAAAAGACCCAACAGAGUCGGGGGCAGUGGAACCAAGAUAACACACGCGACGGACAAACGAACUGACAGUCGGACGGACGGACGGUAGAGACGUGCGGGUGAGAGAAAGGAGGGCGGCGGCAGCUGCGGCGGGUCGCGGAAUUCGGAUUUCACAUUUCAGCGGAGCACCCGCGACCGCUUUCAGCCUUUUUGGCCAAGUUCGCCGCUGGCAUGCAAAGGACUCUGUUACUGGAGAAACCCCACCACAGGAUGAGAAGCAGCAGCAGCAGUUGAUCGCAUCGGAUUGGAUUGGAUUGGAUCAGAAACAACUAGCUAGCGCUCCAGCUCUCCUCCAGCACACACACACACACUCAACACAUACACUCCCCCCUUCUGUCAUCCGCCUGCGAAGCAUCCAGCACGAUGAACACUAGCCAGACAGCUGCCGGCAAUCGGAUAACGUUCACCACCAGCCAGCCACUGGCCAAUGGAACGAUCAAUAUAGCCGGUAAUCCCGGAGCUGUCAUAUCGACGGCACAGCUGCCAAAUACAACAACAAUUAAGACGAUUCAGGCGGGGAUCGGAGCCGGACAGCAUCCAGGAAUGCAACAGACGGGGACACAGCAGACGCAAUCCGUAGGUGCCACCCAAACACAAACCCUAGUUAUUAAAUCCAACCACCAUGCUGUCACCCUGCCGGCGGGUCUAGUCUCAAGUGCACCAGCAGGAAUCGUAACCAUGACCAAGACCAUCAAUCAGGCCGGUCAGCCGCUGUUGAACUCGAUGCUGCCAGCGGGCGUUGUGGUGGGAAUGCGUCACCAGGCGCCGGCGCAACAGCAGCCCAAGAAUGUACCCGCCAAUCCCAUCAGCCGUGUGGUGAUCAACUCGCAUAUGGCGGGCGUGAGACCGCAGAGUCCAUCGAUAACUUUAAGCACACUGAACACGGGCCAGACCCCGGCACUGCUGGUGAAGACGGACAAUGGAUUCCAGCUGUUGCGUGUGGGUACGACGACGGGUCCGCCGACGGUGACACAAACAGUAACAAAUACUAGCAACAAUAGUAACAACAACAACAACAACAGCAGCAGUAACAGCAACAACAACAACACAACAAGCACCACAAAUCUAUCCUCAACUACACAGAUACGACUGCAAACUGUGCCGGCUGCAGCUGUAAGUAGAUAUCAACAACAACAACAACAACAAUCGCAGCAGCAAUCUCAGCAGCAACAGCAACAGCAGCAACAACAACAACAACAACAACAACAAGCAUCAAGCACUACCGCCAGCACUAGCAUAGCACUUCGCAAAACGAUUGUCCGUACUUCUUCAUCCACAAUCCCAUCCAGCAAUAAUAAUAAUAAUAAUAAUAAUAAUAACAACAAUAAUAGUAAUAACAGUAUUAUCAAUGCCACCACCACCUCCAACACAACCACCACCACCACCACCAACAACAACAACAACAACAGCAACAAAUUAUCCGCUAACCAGCAGCAGCAACAUCAACAACAGCAACAACAACAGAAGCUGCAACAGCAACAGCAACAGCAACAUCUUAAGCAGCAGCAGCAAAAACAGCAGCAACAGGCAUCAGCUGCUGCUGCCGCUGCAGCCGCUGCCAAUGUGGCAGCCACCAUAAAGAUAAAGCAAAACUCUAUGCCCAACACGACCGCCUCCAACAACAUUAUUGUCAAUUCGGUGGCCGGUGGCUACACAUCUGCCUCGCAGCCGCCCCAUCUGACGCAACUGAACUCGCAGGCGCCGCACCUGCCGCAGAUAACACAGAUUCAGACGAUACCGGCACAGAACAACACAGCCGGAUCAGCAGGGACGACGGGUGGCGGGACAACAGCAUCGGCGACAACGACGACCACACAGCAGGGAAAUACCAAAGAAAAGUGUCGCAAGUUUUUAGCCAAUUUAAUCGAGCUGUCGACACGGGAACCGAAGCCGGUGGAGAAGAAUGUGCGCACCCUCAUCCAGGAGCUGGUCAAUGCGAAUGUUGAGCCGGAGGAGUUUUGCGAUCGCCUGGAGCGCUUGCUCAACGCCAGCCCGCAGCCCUGUCUCAUUGGAUUCCUUAAGAAGAGUCUACCGCUCCUGCGACAGGCUCUCUUCACCAAGGAGCUGGUUAUCGAGGGCAUCAAGCCACCGCCCCAGCAUGUUCUUGGCCUGGCCGGACUCUCUCAACAGCUGCCCAAAAUCCAAGCGCAAAUCCGUCCGAUAGGCCCCAGCCAGACAACGACCAUUGGACAGACGCAGGUGCGGAUGAUUACGCCGAAUGCUCUGAACUCGCCGCGACCCACCAUCGGCCACACCACAAUAUCGAAGCAGUCGCCCAACAUUCGACUGCCGACGACCCCGCGUCUGGUCAGUACGGGAGCCAUUCGGAGUCAGAUACCUUCGCUGCAGGUUCCAGGACAAGCGAACAUUGUACAGAUCCGGGGACCUCAACAUGCCCAGCUCCAACGCACUGGAUCGGUGCAGAUCAGAGCCACCACCCGUCCGCCGAAUAGUGCGCCCAACAGUGCGGGCAAACUCACUGCCGUCAAGGUGGGCCAGACCCAGAUCAAGGCCAUUACACCCAGCCUGCACCCGCCCUCGUUGGCCGCCAUUUCCGGCGGUCCGCCGCCGACGCCCACGCUCUCCGUUCUGUCCACCAUUAACUCCGCGUCGUCCACAUCGCUGCCGGUGCCAUCGCUGCCCACGGUCCACUUGCCACCCGAAGCUCUGCGAGCCCGCGAACAGAUGCAGAACUCCUUACACCACAACAACAACAAUCACUUCGAGCCGAAGCUAGUGGAGAUCAAGGCGCCGUCCCUGCAUCCGCCUCACAUGGAACGCAUCAAUGCCUCGCUCACGCCCAUCGGAGCCAAGACCUUGGCGAAACCCCCGACGAUGAUCAGCAAAGCUAUCAGUAAAAAGAAGCGCGAUGCUCUGGACGGCCGGGAUGCGGAUGGAAAGUUAAUUGGCGUGGGUGGAGCAGCGGGUGCAGCGACUACGGCCAAUUCGUUUUUUCAGCAGAGUUCCAUGUCGACCUCGAUGUACGGGGAUGAUGACAUCAAUGAUGUGGCUGCCAUGGGCGGUGUUAAUCUGGCGGAGGAAUCGCAGAGGAUUCUCGGCUGUACCGAAAACAUUGGCACCCAGAUCCGUUCCUGCAAGGAUGAGGUGUUCCUGAACCUGCCGGCGCUACAGGCUCGAAUAAGGGCCAUUACCACGGAUGCUGGGCUGGACGAACCGACGCAGGAUGUGGCCGUGCUGAUAUCGCACGCCUGCCAGGAGCGGCUGAAAAACAUUGUCGAGAAGUUGGCUGUGAUAGCGGAGCACCGCAUUGAUGUCAUCAAGUUGGAUCCUCGGUACGAAACCGCUAAGGAUGUCCGCGGCCAGAUCAAGUUUCUGGAGGAGCUCGACAAGGCCGAGCAAAAACGACACGAGGAGCUGGAACGUGAGAUGCUGUUGCGAGCGGCCAAGUCGCGAUCGCGAGUGGAGGAUCCCGAGCAAGCGAAGAUGAAGGCGAGGGCCAAGGAGAUGCAGCGCGCGGAAAUGGAGGAACUGCGCCAGAGGGACGCCAAUCUGACGGCAUUGCAGGCAAUUGGACCGCGAAAGAAGCUUAAAUUGGACGGGGAUGCGGCCAGUGCGGGAGUGGGUUCCAGUAGCAGUGGACUGCUGAGCAGCUCAGGAUCGGUGCCAACAACGUUACGACCGCGCAUCAAGCGCGUCAACCUACGCGAUAUGCUCUUCUACAUGGAGCAGGAACGAGAGUUCUGUCGCAGCCCCAUGCUGUUCAAGACGUACCUCAAGUGAUUGCUGCUGUUGUCCAUCGUACAUCGCAUCGCCGUCAUCACCACGCUGGCCCACUCCUUCCGCUACCGCUCCCGCUCUCGGGGCUGGCGUGGUGGCGUCGUUGUGUCUCCUCCCACUUUAGAGUUUCCUUCAUUUGCAAUAUUAAUUAGCCUCCAUUUUACCGCAUCCUUCAUGCCUAUUAUCCACCCUAACCCUCUUGUUGUUUUCUUUUUAGUUAGGCCAAACCUAUUUAAUUUUUAAAAUUAUUUUAUACACUUAUAUUCUAAUUUCUAAUCGCACUUGAUUUUAAGCAUAAUUUAAAAUACGUUUAUUAUUAUUUUCGCCCCCCAAUAAAUUGUCUGUAAAACUUAAACCAAACCAAUCCAAAAACCAGAGCAAAGUAAACGAUAAACGAAUACAGAAAGUAAAAUAAUAUAAAAAUUCUACGAGAAAAGCAUAAACAAAAAAAAAAAAAAUGAAAACCCGCAGUGAGCCGGCGUUUGAAUUGUAAUUUGUAAAAUAAUGUUUGCAUUAACUGCAUUGACGGCCUUAUCUAAACGAUAUAAACAUAUACAUUAAUAUUUAAUUAUUUAGCUUAGUUUGUUAAACGAAAACGAAGCAUAAUUCCUAGAUAUUAAGCGAAACAACAAGUGAGAGUGUGCGCGUGCGACGGUUUUUGGUUUUUAAAACCAAAAAAUGAUCAAAAAAAAAAAGAUGAUCCGGCAGAACAGCUAACAGAAACAAAUCUAAACAGAACACAUCAAAACGCAAGCAAACAAAAUAUCGGGCGUACAUUGAAUUAGCUCUAGUUGUUUAAACAAAACGAUGUAAUUUAAAAAAAAAAAAAUAACAAAAAAAAACAAACCUAUUGUAUAAAAAACAAAUUUUUGUGAAAUUAUCCGAAAUCGCGAAAAAAUCCAAACAAAUUGUAAAUACAGGCUAGGCUACGAUUUUUCUAAUAGUUAUAUUAGGUAAAAAACAACACACACGUAUAUAACAAAUUCUCGAGCUGACAAGGACCCUUCUUGGCACUCCAAAAAAUUAAUUAUGUUUUUAUUAGUGGCGCUCGUUUAUCCAUAAUGUAACAACACGGUUCACUAGGCUAUAAGUGUGCAUUAAAUAUUUUUGUGCAAAGGUCCGAAAACUGACCAAAAAUCGGCCUCUCCAAGUCCCAGAAUGCAAAUCACCCCGAAUAUACAAAAAAUCAUCCAGCCCACAAACACACACAAAAUAGACAAAUUUUUAUACAAUUAGCCAGAUAAUUCUUGUAAAAUAUAAAUCUAUUUAAUUGACAAACAAUUGAUGUAAUUCAGCAAAAUUUACAAAAACCUAAAACCUAAAACAAAAACGAAAGAAAUUCAUUGUGUGUAUAUUAAAUUAAUCUAUUAAACGUAAAAAAAAAAACAGGCAAAGCAAACCGUAAACACAGCGCAUAGUUUGGUAGGCAUACAACUGAAUAUAUAUAAAUAGUAUAUAUACUUAUUAUGUUUUAAAAUUAAGCGAAAAUAAAAAAAAAUUCAGAAAACUUUUCAACUGAG
This is a messenger RNA of Drosophila ananassae, 5346 nucleotides long. RefSeq names its product transcription initiation factor TFIID subunit 4 (gene Taf4). Gene Ontology annotation, biological process: transcription initiation at RNA polymerase II promoter; DNA-templated transcription. The transcript is spliced from 10 exons. Lineage: Eukaryota; Metazoa; Arthropoda; Insecta; Diptera; Drosophilidae. Bases 452 to 3829 code for a protein of 1125 amino acids. Gene Ontology annotation, cellular component: transcription factor TFIID complex. The record is from RefSeq and is a predicted model, not a curated record. Gene Ontology annotation, molecular function: protein heterodimerization activity; RNA polymerase II general transcription initiation factor activity; DNA binding.